Messenger RNA from Erinaceus europaeus (western European hedgehog), 876 nucleotides. Its product is annotated as major histocompatibility complex class I-related gene protein. Gene Ontology annotation, cellular component: external side of plasma membrane. Lineage: Eukaryota; Metazoa; Chordata; Mammalia; Eulipotyphla; Erinaceidae. Gene Ontology annotation, biological process: immune response. The record is from RefSeq and is a predicted model, not a curated record.
CAGAGCCACACUGGACAGAUGACCAGCAGAUGGAAGCCUGCCCCUAGCUGCAGAGCUGCCUUUGAAGUCAAGGCCAACUGGGACUCACUCUCUGAGAUAUUUGCACCUGAGUGUUUUGGAUGCUGGUAUGGAAUCCCUGAGUUUAUUUCUGUUGGGUGUGUGGACUCCCAUCCCAUCACCUCAUAUGACAGCAUCUCUCAGCAGAAGGAGCCUCAGGCACUGUGGAUUGUGGAGAAACUGGCACCCGAUCGCUGGGAGAGGUACACACAGCUGCUGCAGGGCUGGCAGCAGGAGUUCAAGGUGCAGCUGAAACAGCUUUGGAGCCACUACAACCACUCAGGUUUUCAUACCUACCAGAGAAUGAUAGGUUGUAAGUUACUAGAAGAUAGAAGCACCACAGGAUUCUUCCACUAUGCAUAUGAUGGACAGGAUUUCCUGGUCUUCAAUAAAGGCACCCUUUCCAGACAGGCUAUAGAUCAUGUGGCUCACAUCACCCAGAAAACAUGGGAGGCCAAUCUGCAUGAGUUACAGUAUCAGAAGAACUGGUUAGAAGAAAAAUAAGAAUGUAUUGCCUGGUCAAAGAGAUUCCUGGACUAUGAGAAAGAGACCCUGCAAAGGACAGAGACACAAAGAGAAACUUCUCUGGGGAUUGCAAUUCUUUUCUGCAGAGCACAUGGUUUUUUUAAUCCCCCAGAAAUUUCCAUGAUCUGGAUAAAUAAUGGGGAAGAAAUUGUCUAGGAAAUGGAUUCUGGAGAUCUUCUUUCCAAUGGGGAUGGGACCUAUCAGAAGUGGAUAUCAGUUGGUCUGGAUCUUCAGAGCAGUGACCUCUACUCUUGCCAUGUGGAGUGCUGUGCACAUUGCCUGCUAUGUGGUUAG